AUGCUGCCCCGUGUCUCGUCCAUGGUGGCCACGGCCGGCUCUCGUGCCUCCCGAACAUCGUCGUCAUCCAGUGUCCACACCCGCUCGUCGAGCCCCUUCGCCACCCAGGCCUGGUUCUACGAGUCGUUCCUCGCCCACACUGACCAGUACGAACGUCUUGUCGCCACCGGCAGUCCCCGCGUCGGCGUGUCUGCCCUGGCAUCCGUCAGCAGUGUGUUGGGCCUCGUGAACGGCGUCCCGAACGGCAUGGCCAACGGCAUGGCCAACGGCUGUGUUGCCGUUCCCAGCUACCCCACCCACAUCGAGUUCGAACUCCCCGACGCAGCCACCGGUGCCGCCGUCAUCGGUGGUGUCGCGCCCGGCCUCGCGGACGUGAACCACAAAAAGGUUCACACGUGGCCGCUGAGCAAGAAGGAACUCAAAAUGUGGCAGGCCUAG
Sporothrix brasiliensis 5110 is the source of this 438-nucleotide messenger RNA. RefSeq lists its product as uncharacterized. The coding region runs from base 1 to 438 and encodes 145 amino acids. NCBI's taxonomy places the organism in Eukaryota, Fungi, Ascomycota, Sordariomycetes, Ophiostomatales, Ophiostomataceae. The record is from RefSeq and is a predicted model, not a curated record. The transcript is spliced from 2 exons.